This is a messenger RNA of Diplodia corticola, 1869 nucleotides long. Its product is annotated as p-loop containing nucleoside triphosphate hydrolase protein. The record is from RefSeq and is a predicted model, not a curated record. Gene Ontology annotation, biological process: apoptotic process; negative regulation of toll-like receptor 9 signaling pathway. The coding region runs from base 1 to 1869 and encodes 622 amino acids. Lineage: Eukaryota; Fungi; Ascomycota; Dothideomycetes; Botryosphaeriales; Botryosphaeriaceae. The transcript has 2 exons.
AUGCCGUUCGAGAAAGACCCAGAACCGUCUUCCGAUUCCGACGAGCGCUCUCCGAACCCUCCAGCUGGUUUGAGCCACGCAUCUCGCAUCCAUGCCGUUUCGCGCCGGGCCAAACAGAAGGCCAAGAAAGUGCUGAAUGUGGAUGAUACGGAGGGGCUGGUACGCGCCAGGGAGCGUGACGGCUACGAUGAUGUCGCCGCCAACCCUGCUUUCAACCCCCAGAAGGUGUUUCAAAAGCCCGUGAGCGUUGGCGACGCUCUCCACCAAGCCAAGGACGGCGUUGAAACCAUUGCUCGCGUGGUCGUCCAUCCCAAAGACUCUGCCAAGCGGAAGGCUGCCGCCAGGCUCGCUGCUCCAGAACAACCAUUCUUGUCGCAGCAGGCCGACAAGGUGCUUUUGGAUGCCCACGACCGGCUAGAAGCUGCGCGCAGGAGUACGGAUUCCGACGACGAGGAUAAUGCCGAGGUGUACGAGGAGGAGGUGGAAAACCUCCAGGGUCAGAGGGAGAGCCUGAGGGUUGCAUGGACGACCAGUAGAUUCGUUCAUCGCGUACGAGUCGCGCCUGUCGAAUACAUCGGCCAUCCUCGUUUCAAAGACGUCGCAGUCCGAGAUUCAAAGGGGGCAUACGUCAAGACAGACUGGACCAAGUUUUGGGGAAACUGCUGCGUCUACGCCACUCAAGACUACCGUGCUCUCGGGGGCGAUGCGUUAGAUCAGACAGCAUUUAGCCGUCACUUGCUGAUAGAGCAUGUGGAGCGCAUUUUAAUGGCGUCUGCGCCCUGGCAGUCGUACUUCUUGAAGCUGCGGGACCUAUACCGCUGGGAAAACCCACAGAAGACCGGAAGAUGGCUGGCGAUAUUCGUUUUCCUCUGGUGGGCCGAUUACGUCUUCACCUUCAUCCUUUGCUACUGUGUUUUUAUCGUACUUCGGAAUGGAUACAGCCAUCACUCUUUCAAAUCGCUUCGGGAAUCUCAUGAGCGCGCCAUGGAUCAAGGAGCGACAGCCUUCAAGAUCAGCGAGCUCAUCCACCGCCACGGUCCUGGAGAAUGGCUAGACCCGCUGAUUGACGAGAUUGGCCCUCGAGCUCAACUCGAGUUCAACGACCUAGCCGACCAUCUGGAGAGAAUGCAGAACUUUUACGAUUGGAAGUUCCCUGAGAGAACAUGGGCCACCUUGUUCUGUAUUGUCUGCGCUAUUCUCCUCGGCGUCCUCACACCGACCGCUUACUCGAUGAGAGUGGUCACUUUUGUGGCAAUCUGGUGGUUCUUCAUGGGGAGGCCAGUCGCAAGCCACUACCCACGAUUCAGGCAUGCCGUUUCCCCCGUGGCAUAUGUGUUCUGGGGCCUUCCGACACAUGCGCAAUGGUCCUUUCGCUAUCUGACGAACAAAGCUCAGAAGAUGCGUGAGCGAACUGGGGAACAUGUUUGCAAAGAACUGCCCGGUACCAAAGGCUCAGCCACGGAUGACGACGAAGUCUUUUUCGAUGCGCCAUCGUCUCCCGAACCCGACCGCACACAAUACUUCCUAACAUUUCGAUGCCGGUAUCACAAACGUCCGGCUCGCCUUGGAAUUUCAGCAAGCGGCGUUUCCCUGAUUCGGUUGUUUCCGGCAAAGCAGAUAUGGUCGCGUCAUUUCCACGAAAUCGGCGAGAUGCGGAAAACCGCGGGGUCGGCCGUGGGCCGCGGCAUUCGCAAGGUUCUUGAGGGGAAGACCUUGGAGUUUACUUUCGUCGAUGGAGAAGUCGACCAGAUCGAAGCAGUUAGGAGGCGGGACGAGGCGUUCAAUAGCAUCAUCGGCUUUUCUAAUCUAACGUGGCAAAUGUUGGACCCUGUAAAAGGAACGAACGAGAUGGAAGUUGGGGAUGGUUGA